AUGGCUCCACCAGUUUUACGUCCAGAGAACGCUAUCAAAAGAGCCGAGGAGCUUAUCUCAGUUGGUGAAGAACAAGCUGGUUUACAGUCCCUUUAUGACUUUAUCACUGCCAGAAGAAUCCGUUGGGCAUCCCCAGAUGUUGUUGAACCAGUUGUCUUUAAGUUCUUAGAAUUAGGUGUGGAAUUAAAGAAGGGUAGAUUAAUUAAAGAUGGUUUACAUCAAUACAAGAAACUUAUCCAAGGUACUCCAGAAGGUUUGGUAUCCGUUGGUGCAGUUGCACGUAAAUACAUUGAUGUUGUAGAAACAAAGAUGGCGGAUGAACAAUCAAAAGAAGAUCAAAGAAAUGAAGUUGAUGAUGAUCUAGAAGGUGGUGUCACUCCAGAAAAUCUUUUAAUUUCCGCCCUUGAAGAAGAUCAAUCAGUUGGUGGGUUCAAUGAUGAAGCUAUUACUUCCUGGACUAAAUUCACAUGGGAAGCAUACCGUUCUGUCUUGGAUUUAUUGAGAAAUAAUUCCCAUUUGGAAAUUACUUAUUCUGGUGUCGUUAAUAGAACCAUGCAAUUCUGUUUGAAACAUAACCGUAAGAAUGAAUUUAAGAGAUUAGCUGAAAUGUUACGUCAACAUUUGGAUGCUGCUAAUUAUCAACAAAGUAAGCAUGGUGGUAAUAUUAUUGACUUGAGUGACAAUGCUACCUUACAACGUUACUUGGAUCAACGUUUCCUACAAGUUACAGUUUCUGUUAAAUUAGGUUUAUGGCAUGAGGCCUUUAGAUCCAUUGAAGAUGUUUACCAUUUAUCCAAGAUGUCUAAGAAGGCUCCAAAGAAGUCCGUCUUGGCUAAUUACUAUGAAAAUAUGGUUAAAGUAUUUUUUGUCUCUGGUGAUCAAUUAUUGCACACUACUGCCUGGAAUAAGUUUUAUGAAAUUUAUUCCACUAACCCAAAUGCCACUGAAGAACAGUUCAAGACUUAUGCUUCUACCAUUCUUUUAUCAGCUUUGGCUAUCAAGUUGGAUGAUGUUCCAGCUGUCGGGUAUGACUCUCAACAACGUUUAUAUCGUUUACUAGAUCUAGAAUCCAAGCCAUCAAGAAAAGCUCUUAUCCAAGAUAUUUUAGAUAGUGACAUGUUUUCCAAAGUUGAUGAAGACGUUAAGAAGUUAUACGAACUUAUUGAAGUCAACUAUAACGCUGAUACCAUCAAGUCUGAAUUAUCCACUUUACUACCUCAAUUACAAUCCAAGCCAUAUUUUUCUCAAUAUGCUGAACAAUUAAGAGACGUUAUUGUGAGAAAAUUAUUUGUUAGUGCUUCAACCAAAUACGAAAAUGUGAAGAUUGAAGAAUUAUUCCAAUUAGUUUCUUUACCAGCUCCAUUCGAUCAAUCCUAUUGGGAUAUUGAAAGAGCUUUGUUGCAAGCUGCUGUGGAAGAUUACGUUUCUUUUUCUAUUGACCACGUUUCUGAUAGUGUUACAUUUGUUAAGGAUCCAAUGGCUGUCUUCACAGUUGCUGAACCAGUUGCUGUUGAGGAGGAUGAAGAAGCUGAAGAAGAAGCUACCGGUGAAGAACAAGAACAAGAAGAUGAAGAGGUUAAAGAAGUUGUUAAUGAGGAUGAAGGUGCCGAACCUGAACCAAUUGUUACUCGUAACCGUUACAUUCGUAACAGAUUAUCUGAAUUGUCCAAGUUAUUACAUGAAGUUGAUUCAUUCAAUGAAGGUAGUUAUAUGGAGAAGGUUAAAUUAGCUCGUGAGAAUUUGAUUCAACAAACUAAGGAAACCAUUGACAAUGCAAAGAGAAUUGCUGAUGAACGUGCUCAAAAAUACAAGGAACAAAAGCAAAAAUACAUGGAAAAUGCAGCUGUCAACGCCGAAGAAGAUGCUGAAUUAAGAAACCAACGUAUCUUAGAAGAAAAGGCCGCUUUGGACGCUAAAUUAGAGGAAGAUGCUCAACGUCGUUUAAUUGCUAAGAAGAAGCGUGAAUUAGAAGCUUUGAAAGAAGCUGAAAAGAAGAAAUUUAUUGAUGAAGCCAAUGAAAAGGGUCAUAUUACUAUUGAUUCUAAUGAAGUUAAGGAUUUGGAACUAGCUGAUUUGAAGAAGGUUGUUGUGAAUCUCUUGUCUAAGGAUAAGAAUGACUUAGAUGCCCGUAUGAACUUUGCUCUUAAGAAACUAGAUCAUACUGAAAGAGCUUUGAGAAAGACUGAAUUGCCAUUAUUACAAAAAGAAGCUGAUACUUUGAAAGAAGCUGAUCUUGUUAAAUAUGAGGCAAUGAAGGCCAAGAUUGUCAAUGCUGCUAAGGCUGAACAUGAUGCCAAGAUGGAAGAUCACGAACGUCUUGCUAAUGUUUAUUCUGAUUAUAAGAGUUUAAGAGACCGUUUGUUGUCUGCACAUGAUUCAGAAAUGGCUGAUAUCCGUAAGGAAAAGAAAGAAGCUUUGAAAGCUGCAAAGAAGGCUAGAAUCGAAGAAGUUCGCAAACAACGUUACGAAGAAGCUGUUGCCAAGCAAAAGGAAGAUGUUGAAAGAGCUGAAAGAGAAAAGCGUGCUGCUGCUCAAGAUGAAAUUAUGCGUAAGCAAAGAGAAGUGGAAGCUGCUCUAGAAAAGAAGGAUGCUAAGACUGCUAUUACUCCAGCUGCUCCAGUUGCAGGAGGUAGCAAACCAAUGACGUUUGCAGAAAAGAUGAGAGCUAAGAAGGCUGCUGCCGCCGCUGCAGGUAACGCACCAUCACCAUCCCCUGCCGCUGCUUCCCCAUCUCCAGCUCCAGCUCCAGUUGCAACCCCAGCUGCUGCUGUAUCAUCCCCAUCUCCACAAGCGGUUCGAGUCCCAGUUCAAAAGUCACAAGCUGAUUUAGAUGAAAUUGCACGUAAGCAAAGAGAGAGAGAAGAAGAAAUUGAAAGAAGAUUGGCUGGUAAUCAAACCAAGGCACCUGAACCAGCUCCAGCUGCUACUCCAGCUGCUGAAGCUAAGCCAAGUGGGAAAUUGUCAUUUGCUGAAAAGAUGAGAGCUAAGAGAAAUGCUCAAAAAUAG
Naumovozyma castellii is the source of this 3006-nucleotide messenger RNA. RefSeq names its product translation initiation factor eIF3 core subunit a (gene RPG1). Lineage: Eukaryota; Fungi; Ascomycota; Saccharomycetes; Saccharomycetales; Saccharomycetaceae. The record is from RefSeq and is a predicted model, not a curated record. Bases 1 to 3006 code for a protein of 1001 amino acids. The transcript has a single exon.